UCUCCGCUCUCUGAGAGCGGCGUCUCAUUAAUAUUAAUGAACACGCCCCCUUCGUCGACGCACGCUACUCGGUAUAUCACCGCCCUCGUUUCCUAGGAAACCAAGAGAAACAUCAACGAAGUACUGUGGGAAAGUCGACCGGACAGAGAUCGAAUGAGAACUCAGUUCACAGCGUCAUUUUUGUUGAUUAUUAUUUUUUAAAAUUAUUAUAAUUAAUGACAAGUGUCAGCACAAUAUAACUAAAACGGGAGCAAUUGUGUUUAUGUCAUCAAGUAAAACAGUAGACCGUUUUUGCUGAGGGGUUUAAUAAAUGGCAGAAUCAGAGCACAACACGCUUAAAAAGACCAAGGAGGAUGCGGAAGAUCACCCUGAUCACCCUAGUCCAGCACAAGAGGCAGAUGAAAGUCCACCCGAAGACGAAGAGAAAGAAAAAGAGAAUGAGAGAGAGGAGCCCCCAUCAGAGCCGGCUGAGAGCGGGGGGGCUUCAGAAAAAACUGGGGAAGCUCAGGAGACAGAUGAAAGUGGGGAGAAGCAAACAAGCCUGCCAACUAGUGAAGCCUUUGGAGAGGGGGAGAGCGACGAACCCCAACCAGUCAUAGGGGAGCCUCUGUCCCGUCAAGACAGCCCUGUUCGAGACCUGGAACAAGGCCCUCCAAAGUUAGAACCAGGGACGCCAGAGAGACCAGGGAGCCUCAUAAUAACCGAGGAAAGCAUAGAUGAAGAAGAGGAAGAAGGCCAAACUAUAAACCGGGAAGAAAUUCUGGCAAAAUACAAAGCGCUGAUGGAAGAGAAGGAGCAACUCAAUCAACUGAACGGCCAGAUUCAGAACAAGUUAGCAGAGUACUUCCGCAGGAAGGCAGGGGACGAUGCCCGGCAUGAGAAGGAGAAGCCAGUGUCCGACCAGGAGCAGCGCUACCUCAAAUACAUGGCCACCAUGGAGGAGCUGAAGUGGCAGUAUGCCCAGGACUCAGAGGCCUACCAGCUGCAGAUAGAUGAUCUGAAGAGUCACUGUCAGGGCAAGCUGAGCCUGGUUGACAGUGAGGGGAAAACCUUCAUGGCAAAGAAGAAGGACAUAGCGGUGGCAGCCAUGAGGCGCAGGUUGGGGAAGCAGGCUGCCCUGAACGAGGUGGAGCAGAUCUUAGCCAGCGAGCAGCGCAAGGAGUGCGAUCUGAUCCAGGUGCGCCUUGCGAACAUCAAGCUGAAAAAUAAGAUCCGCAAGUUCGAGGCCAUGCUGAAAGAGAAGGAGGAACUCGCAGAGGGGCUGCACCUCAUCGACUUCGAGCAGCUGAAGAUUGAAAACCAGACCUACAAUGAGAAGAUCGAGGAGCGCAACGAGGAGCUGCUGAAGCUCCGCAAGAAGAUCACCAGCACAGUGCAGGUCCUCACCCACGUCAAGGAGAAGCUCCAGUUCGUGCAGGUGGAGAACCAGGACAAGAAGGCACAGCUCAUGGACGUGGAGGCCAUGGUCGCCCACAAGAGGGAUAUCCUCACUAAGACCAAGCAGGCCCGGGAUGGCCUACGCAUGGACAACCUAAAACUGCGUCAGAAGUGCGGGCUGCUGGGUAAUGAGGCCUUGCUCCAGGACUUUGAGGAUAAAGUGGACGCCUCCGAGGCUCUCAGCCAGAGGCUGGAAAUGCUGAAGCGUCGCCAUGCCGAGCUGACACUGAAAUGCAGUGGCAUCAAGAAAAAAAUCGAUCAAGCCAAACCUUCCCACUAGUAUAUCUAUAUAAGUAGUAUAAGACACAGACACAGAGCUUUCUAGCAAAGUUCCAUAAAAGCUGGCACCUUGGUACGUGACAUUGCACAAUGUUUUACCAACCCUUUAAACAGUAUGCUUUUUAUUUUUACUAACCCUUUAAACAGAAUGUUUUUUACUAACCCUUUAAACAGAAUGGUUUUGUUUGUUUGUUUGUGUAAAUCAUCUUCUAAUUGUUAUUAAACCUGUGAGCUUAACAUGUAAAAUGAGUGUGUAUUUGUGUGGGAUAUACUAUUGGUAAUAUACCAUUAAACAGUAGGCCUAAUCUAGCUGUGUUACUAACCUCCAACAAGUCACUGGACACAGGCGGCCCAGUUUUCCAAUGUGAACAAUCUGUUGUCAUACAUUUACAAUGGAGUGCUCAAUUUGCCUCCCAAUUUGCCCACAGUGCAGACAAUAGGCCACGGUGUCAACCCCUUGUCCUAAUGCUUGUUGGAGUGGAUUGUAUAAUUUUGGAUUCUUUCAGAUUAACGGAAUAGUUUGUAUGAUCUUAAUGUUUCUAAUAUUUAAUUUAUUUAAGAUAUAGUAUUGUACUCUUUUU
Molecule: messenger RNA, 2297 nt
Organism: Acipenser ruthenus (sterlet)
Lineage: Eukaryota; Metazoa; Chordata; Actinopteri; Acipenseriformes; Acipenseridae
Product: coiled-coil domain-containing protein 96-like
Exons: 1
Coding region: 311-1717 (468 amino acids)
Biological process (GO): cilium assembly
Cellular component (GO): axoneme; ciliary basal body
Source: RefSeq, a predicted model, not a curated record